AUUCCAUCAAUGGUCCACACUCCAGCCCAGUAGGUGGCGGGAAUGCACCUAUCGUUUGUUUGCCAACCGCCAUAAAACUCCAAAAGAAGAAGAAGAAGAACAAUCUAAGCAACGAAAAAGGCGAAUUACCUUCACAAUGGCUGAGGUGGAAGAGACGAUCAAAAGGAUUCAGAGUCAGAAAGGAGUACAAGGAAUCAUCAUUGUUAAUGCAGAAGGCAUCCCUAUCAAAAGCACUCUUGACAACUCAAGCACAGUUCAGUAUGCUGGUAAUGUCCAUCAGCUGCUCAUGAAAGCUCGGGGAAUGGUGAGGGACAUCGACCCUCAAAAUGAUCUCACCUUUCUCCGAGUUAGAUCAAAGAAGAAUGAGAUUAUGAUUGCCCCAGACAAGGACUAUUUCCUGAUCGUCAUUCAAAAUCCUACGGAGUAGUCCUGAAUUCUUCAUAGUUGUUGCCAUAGUAUUUUUUCUUUUUUAAUUAAUUGCCGAAAGCGUUUCGUUUAAUGUUCUAGGAAAGUGAAGUUAUAGCUUAUUGCAAGUAUUCAGUUUGUACUGCUCUUGCUUAUCAUUCCAUUAAUUUGCUCUUUAUUUUGUAAUUUAUUGUUCUCUCAUAUUCUCUUUUUUGCAACUUCUUCAGCUGUUCAUCAUCUGUAAGCGUCAACAUGACACUAUGACAUACUGUACUUGUUUGUGUAUGCUAAAAAAGGAUAAUAAAACAACAAUGCAUU
Sinocyclocheilus anshuiensis is the source of this 723-nucleotide messenger RNA. Its product is annotated as dynein light chain roadblock-type 1-like. The coding region runs from base 137 to 427 and encodes 96 amino acids. The record is from RefSeq and is a predicted model, not a curated record. Gene Ontology annotation, biological process: microtubule-based movement. The transcript is spliced from 4 exons. Lineage: Eukaryota; Metazoa; Chordata; Actinopteri; Cypriniformes; Cyprinidae. Gene Ontology annotation, cellular component: cytoplasmic dynein complex.